UUAUGCGAUAAAUAAGAUUUUUGUGUAUUUUAUUUAAUCAUAUAAAAAUGUUAAGGGACUACGGUUAAUUUUAAUAUUUAAAAAAAUUUGUUAAACACACAUAUUCUAUCAAUUUACAAAAUAAUUGCAUGCUAUUAGAUCCUCGAACAUAUUAUUAAUAAAUAAAGUUUUUUUGGUAUCCUGCGUAAUGCACAUGUAGUAUAAGUUAAGUAUAGCAUAUGUAAACAGGCAGUGGCAGUAGCUGGCGUAGCUGGUCUGCUUCCGUAUGUUCAUCAAUGUUCAUUGCCGGUUGUACUCUUGUAUGAAUCAAAAUAUUCUGUUUCCCAAUAAAAGCAUUUCAUCUAAUGUUCGUUCAUUGAAUUUGUUAUAUUGAAAAGAAUGAUCGGUAUAAGAAUGAACGCGUUUAACGAUACAGGCCUUGGUGAACCCGAACAAGAUGCAAAUACUGCACUUAUAGAAUUAGAUAAAGGUUUGCGUUCAACAAAGAUCGGUGAACAAUGCGAAGCUAUAGUACGAUUUCCUCGUUUAUUCGAGAAAUAUCCCUUUCCAAUAUUGAUCAAUUCUUCUUUAUUAAAAUUGGCCGAAGUCUUUCGUACUGGCAGCAAUUUUUUACGUGUUUGGGUUCUCAGAGUAUGCCAACAGAGUGAAAAGCACUUAGAUAAGAUCUUGAAUAUUGAUGAAUUUGUAAGACGUAUUUAUAGUGUAAUACAUUCUAAUGAUCCAGUUGCAAGAGCUCUGACGUUACGUACAUUAGGUAGUGUAGCUGGUAUUAUUCCAGAAAGACAACAGGUUCAUCACAGUAUAAGGAGAUCAUUAGAUUCUCAUGAUUCAGUUGAAGUUGAAGCUGCAAUAUAUGCUGCACAGAUGUUCGCUGCACAAUCCAAAUUAUUUGCAGUAUCUAUGUGCAGCAAAAUAUCUGAUAUGAUCAGAGGUCAAGCAACACCAGCAUCAAUGAAGUUGCAACUUAUACCUAUUUUACAAUAUAUGCAUCAUGAUACUUUCACAGCUUCAAUGGUGAACAAACUGUGCAUGGAACUUCUUGCUAGUUAUCCAGCAGUAGAAUUUGUUAAAGUUACAUUAAGUGCUCUGAACACAUUGGCUUCUGCGACAUUAAUUGACAUUCCACAACAAGUUGUACUUCUACUACGUUAUUUGCAAGAUGAUCCAAGACUAAACAUAAAGCGUCAUGCUUUACAUCUUUUACAUUCGUUGGCCAGGAGGGGAGCACAUCUGUGGCCACAGGGUGCUCUCAAUAAUUUAAUAGAAAGUACUACCACACUCCUACAAGAUGGUACUGGAAACAAAGAUCUACUUAUUCGUACAUUAGACGUGAUCGAGGUACUUAGCCAAAGUGCAGUAACGUGCGAUGCAAACAGAGAGGAAGGAAAUCCUCUUUUAUCAUUAUGUGCAAAUGCUUGUUACUCUCCUGAUCCUUUCAUAGCAGUAAAAGCAAUAACCAUUUUAACUAGAAUUGCUUGUUACUGCUACGAAGAAGGUUUACCACCUUAUGGAAUACAAGACGUUGUAUCUUGUCUUGAAUCAUUAAUUGUAUUAUUGGCUCUGGACGAAAAAUAUUUACGCCAGUUGAAAGUGUGCCUACGUUCAACAGUGAAAUUGUGUCGAACUCAACCGAAUCAUUGUUCGGUAUUUGUCGAUGCUAUUGGUAGUACGCUUUUUAACACUCAGACAGAAGGUGGUCAUAGCGAAAAACAAGCGCUUGCUUUAUGCGAGGCAUUAGGCGCUAUUGGCAGUAUAGGAGAGAACACGCUACUUCCACUUUUGCCAGACAUAUUAAUUAAACUUAAACAGACUGUACAUGUACAUACAAAGGUAAUGCUGUGUACCUUGCUAUUUCAAAUGGUAGCUGGAGGCUACGAAUGGAAUCCUGAAUGUUUGGAAGCGGUAGAAGAGGUAAUUAAAAACGUCGAUGGUUGGGCCAAAUAUCGAAUUGCGCGAAGUGCUGCGAGAUAUGGUCAUCACACAAUAGCUACUCAAAUAUUUAGGAGCUUAAAGGAAACAGUCGCAUCUGAACAAUUACACUUUUGGUUGUCGGGUUUAGAGCUCGUUACAAAAGCUGAAAGUUAUUUGAUAGAGCAGAGAGAACCUUUAGAGAACAGAGCAAGAAUUCACACGGUGGAGAAACUACACGGAGCUAUUGCACGUUAUGCGAGUGCGUGCGCGGCAUUAAAAGCUGCUAGUACACCCUUGCGAAGUUUGCAAUUUGCCAGUGAAUAUUCGAAACUACGCUGUGAAUUUCUUCAAGCUAUCGUACAACUGUUACAUUCGUGCAGAUCGCUUUGCACGGCUCCACCACCUGCCAUUACAUGUACCGUAGUUCUUAACACGAAGGAUGAUCUUCAACGAUACGGACGUGUUACUAAUCAGUUAAGGAAAUCAGCUCAAGAGCUCAAAAAUUGUGCGGAGAAUUACCAGAAGCUUUAUCAGUCAGCUUUCGACGCUGAUCCCGGCACAUUGACAAACAUACGAGCGCUUCAAGAAAUUUGUCGUCUUUUAGUAAACAGCGUCGAACGCGUCUGCGGCGGUACAGGUAUUCAAACAUAUCAGCAGACCGAAGUUAACUUCGAUUUCGGCGAUACCGUGGAAAUGCGUCAGCUAGCUCGCUGUUGCACGGAGCUGCGUCGUUUGGCGCCUACCUAUGUGGGUGAAAAUAAAGCGGCAGCACUCAGUCAUUCGCGAAUCAACUGCUUAGUCUCGCAAGUGAUGUUGUUGGCUGGAACAAAAAUGCGUUUACCAAUACCUCGGUAUUAUUUCCAAGUUCUGCAAGCGACCACCGUCAAGCUGUCCGUUUCACCGCAGCCUCGGGUUCUCGGCGAGCCGGUAUCCAUUCCCGAUGGAAGUCAGCUAGCGUUGAAAGUCGAAGGGGUACUGCGGCAUGGUCGUUGGGCUUCUCUUUAUCGCUCUGUCGCUGCUGUUUGCAUUUCUAUUUCCACUACCCCUCCGUCGAAAAUUAAUUUGGACCAGAAAGAUUCCAAUGCGAACGAAUUGCAACAAACUGUUACACCGCAUCGCGAUUUCUUCGCUUGCGAAUUUUUGCUCUCGCUAGGUAGUCCAAGUACAACAGCAACGGCGUGUGCGAACAAUACCAACAAUGUAAACAACAACAUGAACACUGUCGGUGGACAGUAUCAAGUCACUGCGAGCGCGAGUAUACUCGACAAGGAUGGAAACGUUUGGAAAUGCGGACCGCGUUCCACUCUUCAAGUCAAGGUACACGAAGAAUCAGCCAAAAGGAAAUUACCGAAUAAGUCCUUAUGUAAUCUUUGAUACAUAAAAUUUGUGUGUACUAUAAAUACUGAAUAAAAAGUUUUUCUUAUUCUAAUCGAA
Messenger RNA from Ceratina calcarata, 3345 nucleotides. It is a transcript of the gene INTS7, whose product is annotated as Integrator complex subunit 7. Bases 379 to 3285 code for a protein of 968 amino acids. Lineage: Eukaryota; Metazoa; Arthropoda; Insecta; Hymenoptera; Apidae. Gene Ontology annotation, biological process: snRNA 3'-end processing. Gene Ontology annotation, cellular component: integrator complex. The transcript is spliced from 13 exons. The record is from RefSeq and is a predicted model, not a curated record.